This is a messenger RNA of Hibiscus syriacus, 910 nucleotides long. RefSeq lists its product as uncharacterized. NCBI's taxonomy places the organism in Eukaryota, Viridiplantae, Streptophyta, Magnoliopsida, Malvales, Malvaceae. The record is from RefSeq and is a predicted model, not a curated record.
AAAGAUAGACUCAAAAAGAAAGAGCGCACAGAAACAGAGAGAGACAGGUCUGCCUUGGGAAGAGCUGUCUAUCACUGCUCCAACGAACUUCUUCUUCUUCUGUGGUGCUCUAUCUCUAUCUGUUUAUCUCUUGCCAGGAGAGGCAUCCUGUCCGGCCCAUUUGAACAGUUUUGACGGAAAAAAAAACUAUAAACGACACUUAUGAGUUUGAUUUAUGCAAGCUUCAAAUUCGGUUUGACUCCUCAAACAAGACUUUCACGUAAAAAGUCUUUUACUACUCGAUCAUCACCAGGGCUUCUUAAAAUCCGAGCCGUGCAAGAGAAUGGAGGUCCUCGAAGACUGGUUGACAUCAUAAGGCUUGUGCCAGACAUUUCCAGGAAUUACUUUCGAAGUCCCUCUCGAAGGGCACUUUUUGGUGGAAUCUCCCUGUUGGGAGGUUUUUACGUUGCACAAACAAUCUCUCUGUCCUUUGGAGCUUUAGGAGUAAAUGAUGUGAUUGCAGCUGUUGUAUGUGUGCUACUGACAGAGUAUGUGACAAGGUUUUAUUACAGCCCCAAGGUAACCUUCCCCAUUGCUCUUCUUAACAAUUUCAAGAUGGGUUUCACUUAUGGACUUUUCAUUGAUGCUUUUAAGCUUGCCAGUUGAUUAUACCCAUUUUAUCACGAUCCUUGUGGUUGACUUUAAUUCUUAGUAUCAAGUUUAUAUACCUCUCGAAUCUCUCCCAUUACGAGAUAUGUUUCAGUCUAUUCUUCUCUUACACGUCGUUGAAGCUCAGACAAAAUGAUUUGAUGUAUUAUAUUAACCUAAUUGUUAUGCUGUGAAGCUAGUAACUUCGUGAUUUCAGACAUAGGUCUCUUCCGGUAAAUAUUGUACUGAAUUGAAUGCGGUUUUUUCGCUGUUCCGGGACUUA